Messenger RNA from Trichechus manatus latirostris (Florida manatee), 7749 nucleotides. RefSeq names its product chromosome unknown C4orf54 homolog (gene CUNH4orf54). NCBI's taxonomy places the organism in Eukaryota, Metazoa, Chordata, Mammalia, Sirenia, Trichechidae. Bases 156 to 5558 code for a protein of 1800 amino acids. The record is from RefSeq and is a predicted model, not a curated record. The transcript is spliced from 2 exons.
CCAACAUUCUUUUUUUAUCUCUUCAGAGCUUCCUCUCUCUACCCUCAAGUGUGGUUUCAGUAUGACUAGAGAAUGGACACUAAAAAUAUUUCUGGAAUGACGUGACCCUCUCUCGCCCCAUCAGGAAAGGAACAAGGCUGCACAAGAAACAGCAUAUGCUUUCCCUUCAUUUCUGGGACUCCCGGGGUCGAUCUGCAGAUGCUGCUCCUUCCGUGGCCGAUGGCAUUCAGAUUCAUAGCUGCCGACAGUGCCAGGCAAACAACUGGGCAAGACAGCUUGGCUACGGGCCGCUGGCCACGGUCUCGGCCAGAGCAGCAGCCCCCCAGCCACAUCCCACCUCUGCCACCCCAUUCAGGAGCCUUCCCAUCUCCCUCAGGCUGGUCCCGGCCCCGCCACAGGGGCUGAAGAACUUGGAGGUGGUGGCAGCUGCGGCUGUGGUGCCUACAGCCUUGGGGGCAGUCCAGGCACGUGGGACCCGGCUUCGGGCAACUCUGUGGCCCCUUCAGGGCCAGAGAGAAACUCAGGACAGCCGCAGCGCUCACCACUGCCUCUUCCUGUCGCUGAAACCUGGGCUGGGGCUCAGAAUGGAAGCCACUACUCCUGAACUGAUGUCACAGGUCGAACUGACUGAGGCUGGGGAGCCGGCGAGCGGAGCUCAAGACAACCCAGAGCUAAAGCAGCAGCUGCGGCCACUUCCCAAGCCUUCAGCUCUCUCCCAGGGAGAAGCGAAAUAUGUGGAGAUGUGUGCUUCCGCUGGAGUGCAGAGGCAGAGUCCUCGGACCGUGAAACUUACCCUGGAGCACCGUCCAGGGGAUCAGAGGGCCUCUCGGAGCUCCAAGGAGAAAUCCAGUGGGCCCCAAAAUGAACCCGGAGACCAAGAGUCCAAGGCUCCAACUCUCCAGAAGAAUCGUGCUGCGGCGGAACUCUCCCGAGCCCAGCCCUCCAACACUGACGAGACCGGCAACUUCUCAUCUUCCGCGUCCUCCUCCUCCUCCCUGGUGGACAAAGCAGAAGAGGAUGGCCUUUCCAAAAGGGAUGAUACCAUCACAUCGACCGGGGCUCUGGCCACCUCCUCUUCUUCCUUAGGCUUUGAGAGUGACAGUGGUGAGAGCGAAGUGAGCUGCCAGGCCAGAGAAGGAGAAGCCGGGAAAAAAACGGGAGGGGCAGGGGGAGCAGGAGGGGGAAGACGGGGAAUAGGAGAUGAAACAGUGUACAGGAACAUUAUUGCCAAGUCCCAGGGCAGCAGAGACCCCCCCAAAAAUGAAGAGGCUCACUACAUCACCACCCACGAGAUCCAGCUGAGUGAGGUGGAGCAAGACAUGGAUUUUGACGUGGGGCUGGCCUCCCGCUGGGAUUUCGAGGACAACAACGUGAUCUACUCGUUCGUGGACUAUGCUUCCUUUGGUGGCAGUGACGAGACCCCGGGAGAUGUCACCACCGCCACUGAAGAGGACGACGACAACAGCUGCUACCUCAGCACCACUCCCAGCACCGACACCACCCGGACGCCCAGCCCCACCAGCAGUGAUCAGGCCCGCCCCAGGGCGGACAGCAGCGGUACAGACACGAGCAGCACGGAAGUGGGCAGCGGCCCCUUGGACAGUGACCCCACGCCCCCACCCACUGGGCUUGGCACUGUCACCCCCCAUGAGCCCUUGCCCGAGCCCCCGGAGGCAGCUUCAGGGGCAGCAGGCUCGGCGAGCAGCUGUGGGAGUGCAGCAAGCCAGAUCCUCCUAUCAAUCAAACCGACUUCCCGGGCUAUAAAUGAGCCUAGCAACGUGCGUGCAAAGCAAAACAUUAUUUACGCUGCCAAGCAUGAAGGCGACAUGAGCCUCCGCGUCUCUACAGCUGCUGAACACAAGUCAAGUUCACUGAAGCAAUUCCCGGCUGCAGCCGUGGCUCAGGACCAUGCAAAGAAAUUCAUUGCUGUCCCUGCUCGCCUGCAAACCAGGUGCGGGGCCAUACGAGCGAAGGAGCUGGUGGACUACUCCAGUGGAGCCUCCAGUGCCGUGAGUGAGCUGGACGAUGCCGACAAGGAGGUGCGUAACCUGACCUCCCGGGCCUUCCGGAGCCUUGCUUACCCCUACUUUGAGGCUCUGAACAUCAGCUCUCGGGAGUCCUCCACUACGCUCUCCGAAGUCGGCUUUGGGCGCUGGUCGACUUUCUUGGACUUAAAAUGCGGGGGUGUGGGAGCCAGGGUGGAAGAGAGCCUGCUCAGGAGCAGCGCAGCUUCGGUGGCUGCAGGUCUGAGGAAGGGCAGCGGGGCCAGGACCACCGCAGACCAGCUCUACAUCCAGUCCAAGAAGUCCCAGACCAAGGCCUUGGAGUUUGUGGUCAGCAAAGUUGAGGGGGAAAUCAAACAUGUGGAGACACCUCUGUGUUUCCAGAAGCCCAUCCAGACUGGCUCUCGCGUGGUCACCCUUCUGGAGCCCCUGAAUUUAUGCAGUGAGAGCAAAGCCAGCUCAUCCACUGGGCCUUGCAGAGGCGCCAAAGGCUCCAGCAAGGGCCCCGGGUCAGUGUACACCGAUGAUGGCUCUGAGACCUCUGAAAGCAGAAAGCCUGUCUCCCGGAACGAGGGCUCCCAGAAGAAGUCCAAGUUUGCUUCCAGCCUACUCAAAAAUGUCAUCUCCAAGAAGAUGCAACUGGAACACGAGUUCAAAAUGGAGAGGGGGGAAGUCACAGACACAUCUCACAAAAGCCUCCCCAGCAGCUCUAAGCAGGCAGAGGGCCCUUCUGAAAAGCCACGGGACAGGGGCCUGCAGAGGCAGAGUUCUCGCCACUCAGAGGCUGGCUCCGAGUACACGGUGGUUAGCGUGUCUGAUGCAGGUGGGGAGGGGUCCGCGGUCGAGACCAAAUCCCCCAUUUUCAAAGCCAGUGCUCCCCGAGAGAGCAAUGCAGGCUCUGGCCGGAAUUUUGCAGAGGGAUACACGGAAGAAGUGUGUGAAAUUAAAAAGAGCGCCUCAGAGACUGUCAAGGGCAUCUUCCUCCGAAGUCAGAACAGUGCAUUCCGAUCAUGGAAGGAGAAAGAGGCGGAGAAGCGAGAAGAGAAAGCCCCCAUUCGGAAGCUGAAGCUGCCCAAGGCGGGUGACUGGAGGGCUGACUUCGGGGAGAUCUCUGCCAGCAAGUCCACCAUCAUGUCUCGCCUCUUUGUCCCCAACAUCCAGCAGACACCCAGGGACAAGCAGCCGGGGAAGCAGGCCACCAAGUACCCUGCUGCCCAGGCCACCUCCACGGCAGUGAUCAGGCCCAAGGCUCCAGAAAUCAAGAUCAGACUGGGGAGUGUGCAGCAGCCAAGCUCAGACUUCAACAUUGCCAAGCUGCUCACGCCCAAGCUGGCCAGCAGCAGCACCUCCAACUUCUUUAAGACAACUGAGGACAACAGCAGGGCACAGCAGAAACUCUUCCGUGGGGACAACCUAGAAAAAGUGCCCCAAUUCCAGGUGAGAGAUGUCAGAGACAAGUCCAAGGUUCAAGGCCCCCUCCACCAGGUGAGAGAUGUCAGGAAGCUAAUCAAAGGGUCCGGGGACAGUAGUGACAAGGGCAGUGUUACCCCAGAACAAGGGCUGACUGGGCCCAAACCCAGACAGCUGGCUGCUGCAGCUGGUGGGUCCAAAUCCCUGUCCCCAAUGGUGAUUAUGUGCCAGGCUGUAGUGAACCAGAGGGAAGACAGCAUGGACCGAGAGCAAAGGGAGAGCAUGGGCAAAGGUGGCAGGAACAGGGUCUUGAACUCCUCCUCCCCAGAAGGGACAGUUUUGGUUCACAGGGCAUCUGGCAGGCUGCCCGUGGCCACCAUUGCACCCAACAAGUCAGAGCACGGUUCCUACCUGCCUGUGCUCAAGAUUGUCUCCAAGGCUUCUGCCCAGAAGACCCCAGAGAAGCCCAAGGACGAGGAGGUCAAGGAGGAAGGGAAAGCCCCAAAGCCAGCCCGGAAUGCCCUAGAGAAGCUGACUGCCGCCGUGAGAUCCAUGGAAGAGCUGUAUAGCUUCAACAGGAAUGAGUGGAAACGCAAAAGCGAUCCCUUGCCCUUGAUGACUGAUAGCCAUGUCCUGUCACUCAUUGCCAGUGAAGAGAGGGAAGGGACAGGGGGUGCUGAGGGAGACACCGACAAGCUGGCUAAAAGGCUAGGGGAGGUGGAAGAGCGAGGUGCAGGAAGUAAAAGCGGAGUGUUCCUUCGUGGGGCCCCCAUAGAGCGUCUGCAGCGGAGAAACUCCAACCCAAGUGCAGAGAGUGUAUCUGCCCGAGCAGCCGCCUUUGAGAACCUGGCCAGAGAGAGGCCACGUUCCCUCUAUAUUCCCCCAGUUCACAAGGAUGUGGAGAGAACCCCACCCCUGCAGCCCCUCCCACCACUCCCCAGCAACCGGAACGUCUUCACAGUAAGUGCCAGCAGCACCCAGAAAACUGGGGGUGUUGCCGGCAAGUUCCCACAAGGGCCUUCUCCUGAGAGUCCUUCAGCAGCAAAGGGCGUCAAAUCACAGGGACUCCGGUCCCUCAAGAUCUCUCCAGCCACCAGGGCACCUUCUGAUGAGGCAGCCAGCAGGAAAAGUGGCAGUAAUUUGGAGAAGGGCAAUAGUGACUGUGAGAAUUACCUGACUAUCCCUCUCAAGGAAAGCCCUGUGGCAGGGGAACUUCCUGGCAGGCCUGGGGCUGGUAGAGAGGGGCCUCCAGCUUCCUCAGCUGCCAAUCUCUGCAGCUUGCCCCCCUUGAACGCCCGCAGUCAGGUCCCCACUAGCCCCAAAGGCUCCCAGGUCAGUGGAACCAGUCGGCCAGCUUGGCGUAGCAAACCUGACAACCCUCGGGAGACAGUAGCUGCCCGCACAGGGCCACAGAGCCCUGAGCAUACCCCUACCGCCAUUUACCACCAGCAGCCACUGCCCUUCACCCUGCAGGGUGUCCAGCCCCAGGUCCUUUGCUUCUCCCCACCUAGCAUGCCUGCGCCGGCACCUGCAGGUCCAGCUCCGGUCCCCACAGACCCCUUCCAGCAGCCACAGCCUCAGCAGACCCAGCGCAAGAUGCUCUUGGACGUGACAACGGGUCAGUACUAUCUUGUGGACACACCAGUGCAGCCCAUGACCCGGAGACUGUAUGACCCUGAGACGGGGCAGUAUGUGGAUGUGCCCAUAAGCUCCCAGCAGCAGCCCAUCGCUCCCAUGUCUCUCCCAAUGCCUCCCUUGGCCCUGAGUCCUGGGGCCUAUGGACCCACCUACAUGAUCUACCCUGGGUUUCUGCCCACGGUGCUGCCUACCAGUGCUCUGCAGCCCACCCCAAUUGCUCACACUCCAGGGGGCAGUGAGCUCUCCCCCAUCACAGCAGAACCCCCCAGCAAAGAGGCAGCUGUGACAUUCACCGAGGCCCCAUACUUCAUGGCCUCUGGUCAGUCUCCUGCUUCCUCUUCCUCUUUGGCUCCAGCAGCCACAUCCCAGCUUGUGGGGGCCAAGGGCUUCGCGCAGCUGCACGGCAAGCCUGUCAUCAGCAUCACUUCGCAGCCGCUGGGGCCUCGGAUCAUUGCCCCCCCUUCCUUUGAUGGCACUACCAUGAGUUUUGUGGUGGAACAUAGAUGACGCGCUAUCACCAGAAAGCAAAAUGGAGCAGCUGCUGGAGCAAGACAGAAAGAUGGACUACUCUUCUUUAAUCUAAAAGUUGCAUUGUAACAACUUUAAGAAUUCACCUGAAAAACUUCCUCUACAUUUAUUAUUUUUAGUUUGUGCUUCUUAUAAACCAAGUGUGUUUAAGCUUCUAAUAUUUUCCUGAACAACCAUAUUAGGGCAGUUUGUGUUAUUUUAUUUUUACAAAGCUAAUUGAAUGGUUACAUUUUUCCCCUUGUAAAACUAUUUCUUUUUAUACUUUAAUACAGGAUGUAAGCUAUCUUUUCACCUCUCUCCCUCCUGCACUUGUGACUAGGCAAAAAUCUCUUAAGUGUUCACAUAGUUCAAUCAAAACAUACAACAGAAUGGAAUUGGUUCUGCUCUACUAUUGUAAACCAAGUCAGCAAAUUGAUAAUUUGGAUCACAAAUCUCCUUAUUGGUUCUAGAAGUAUAUCAGGACUAGCUGGCAGAGCUGUAGCAUGUAUCUGGAUUUUAAACAUGAUGAACUUACACUUUGAAUUAUAUACCAGCCAAACCUAGUCAUCCUGUUGGUUAUGUUCUCCAUGUUCUUUUAUUGGGUUUGGCCUGAUUUCAAAUGUGAUUGUGAAGAAGAGUGGUUUUAACUUUUGUGUUUUGUUUUAAUUUUCUCACUUGUACAAUGCCAAGACAGUAUUUGUAGCCUUAAAAUAGAAUGGCUUAAAAUACUAGAAAUGCAGUGAUUGCAUUUAAAAUUAAUGUCUUAGUCUCAGAAAGGUAUAAUAUAUCUAUUUCCCUUUAAGAAUCCAAUCUUUGUUACAAGUGUAGAACAUUUUUUUUUUUCUUCCAUAAUUCUCCCCAUAGUUGCAUACUCCUGUCUUUCACAGACUGUUUGGAGUCUCAAGAGUGAACCGUUUGGGGCAGGACAGCGGAAGGUGAACGUAUUUCAGUGGCUCUGAAUCACUUUAGCCCUACCAGUACCCAUAGUAGUAACCUGGAGUUAUAAGCACUUACUCCUUAUAAGGCAAAUUUUAAGAGCUGUAGAGAAUCCAAUUUAUGGAAUUUUUCAUUGAUAUUUAAUUCUGCCUCAGUUGUAACCCAAUUCUGAAGGUUGUUUUGGUGAGUGUUCACAGUGAGUCUUGAAGAGUUGAUUCAAUGGAUAAAUAUUUAGUUUGUCAUAAUCAAAAUGUUACGUUGAUUUGUUUCUUAAUUACUUUGUUAAAUUAAUAACUUGAAGGUUCUCCUCGGCUUUCUUUAAGGAAUUUCCUUUUAUUUACUUGUUCAAAUAUAAAGCAUUCUGGUAAUUUUAAAAGGGCAUAUUUUGAUUUUAAUUAUCAGCAAUAUUUGGUUUCUGCUUAAUAAUUGCUUCUUGAAGCCACAGAAUUACACGCUGUUCAUGACAGAGGGUAUAAGUAUAAAACAAUGAGACUUAUUUUUGUAAGGUUUAUUUACUCUCAUUACUUUGUAGUUAUGCUUCCCAUAUCAGUCAGACUCUUUACAAAUAACUCAAUUUCACUUUCAAGGCCUUCCUUAAAGGAUUCUUACUCUAGAAAGAAGUUCUGUUGAGUAAAGGGAAAGGGUCACAAUUCAAUCAUUGGCCUGUUGAACUAUGAAAUGUAGUUAUAGUCUGUAUGAAACACGUAUGGAAAAGAUGCCCUUGUGCUAGAUUGUGGAAGGAAAGUGCUGUGCCUUUAUCAUAGAGCUCUUCUCAGCCGGAUUCAUCUACAGAUCCACCCCAGGAGUUACUUAAUUUUUCAUAACUGGGAAACUUCUCUCAUGGCCGUAGUGCUUCCUCUACUCAUAUAAACUGGAUAUGAAGCCACUUCAUACUGAAACAAGAAAGUAGAAUUCAUUUCAGGGAUCUCAAACCUGUAAUACUCAAGUGGCACCAUGAUAUCUCAAGUACUUGAACUUGUCUGGUGAAACUUAUGUAAGAUUUGGAAUGGAUGGUACCAGAACUCAUGAGACAGGUGUAAAACAACGUGUGACUUUUACUUAGGUUUCAUUUUACUUGGAUGCACAAUCAAUGCCCAUGGGAACAGCAGUCAAGAAAUCAAAUGAUGUAUUGCAUUGAGCAAAUCUGCUUCAAGAGGGCUCUUUACAGUGGUAAAAAGGAAAGAUAUCACUUUAAGGACUAAGGUGCGCUUGACCCAAGUAUUUUCAGUCACCUCAUACGCAUGCAAAAGCUGGA